AUGACAGGGUCUGGUAGGAUGGAACAACCGAAGCCUCCAGAUUUUCGGACACGUCUCGAUGGUGUGGAGAAAGCUGAAAUCGUCUUCCCACUUUCGAAUGAUGUGACUACCAUGCUGACACCAUUCUCGAAUUUUUCUGAUGGAUAUAUGGGUACGGAGCAUUCAUUCCUCUCAGCAAUACGACGAAUGCUUUGGGAUUCCAAAAAAUUAUGGGAAAAUCCGAUACGGGGCAUCGUCGUUCAAUGCAAUGAUGAUAUCAUUGCAAAAGUCAUCACGACGAACGGCGACUACACGGAGUAUACGGCUUUGCAAUACCUUGCAGAACAGGUUCCUGAAAUUCCUGCUCCUAGACCUCAUGGCUUGAUCAAGUUCGGGUCUUUUUGCAUGCUUUUCAUGUCCUAUAUCCCGUCCAUGACGUUGAGUGAGGCAUGGCCGUGUCUUUCACACGAACAGAAGAUUUCCGUGCAGUAUCAGCUAGAUGACAUCUUUAGCAGGUUGAGAAAUGUUCGUCGGGGGGAUGGUCACUAUCUUGGGGGGCUCGGUGGCGAAGGAGUAAAGGGACAGCAGCCUAAUACAAUCAUCAGCACGGCUGCUGGAUUUGAGGAUUUCAGAUACUCCGCCCCCCAUCACGGCAGCACUACAUACGCCACUUUCCUUCGCUCUUUCCUCACAGAUUCCAUUCAAGGUUCAGUCUUCACUCACGGUGACGUCAGAAAAGAUAAUAUCUUAGUGAAGCUGAAUCAAGACAAUGUCUGGAUUGUCACUGGGAUCAUUGACUGGGAGGACAGUGGGUUCUAUCCAGAGUGCCACGAGUGUACUCAAUUGACGAGGACAUUGAGUGUGACGGAGGAAGAUGACUGGUAUCUCUACUUACCAGCGAGUAUCUCCCCGCUGCAAUUUCCGAUACGUUGGCUUGUUGAUCGACUUUGGGAUAUCCAUACCAAAACCACAUGA
Molecule: messenger RNA, 954 nt
Organism: Penicillium canescens
Lineage: Eukaryota; Fungi; Ascomycota; Eurotiomycetes; Eurotiales; Aspergillaceae
Exons: 1
Coding region: 1-954 (317 amino acids)
Source: RefSeq, a predicted model, not a curated record